AUGCUCUAAGUAUUUUUUUAAAAUUCAUAUAUAUAUUAUUUUAUAUUAAAACUGCCCCUAUUUUCGUGGAGAAAUACUCCUUGGUAUUUCAUUAGAAUCAAAACAAACGAAAUCAAAUACGUAUAGGGCAGAGGGAAAAAAAGAGGAAAAAAACAAUAGUUGGUUGCGGAAGUGUUAGAAAAUUUUGAAUCAGUUUCAGAAAUUUCACUCUCAUAUGCUCGGCGUGAAUUCGGAAGCCGAAUCAUCCGCGCUGGGCAGAUGAGGAAACUGAUCCAGGUUUUAUGAGUGCAAUUAUGAAACCCCCCAAAUAAUCUGCCCACUCACUAUAUAUAUUUAUAUUUUUAUUUAUUCAUUUUUUGCACAAAUUCCAGAUUCAAAUUAUACCUGAGUGAAGAAUAGGAGUGAGAAUCUCUCUAUCGUGAUGGCGAAUACCAGCGGGAGUGAGAGUGAUUCUGCGGCGGCGGACUUGCCGAGGUGGACGUGGGAGGAGGACAAGCAAUUCGAGGACUGCCUCGUGGAUUUCCCCGACGAUUGCGCCGAUCGAUGGGAGAAAAUCGCCGCUCGCCUCGGGACCAAAUCGGCGGCGGAGGUCGAGCGGCACUACGCCAUGCUGCUGGAGGACGUGGCGGCGAUCGAAGCCGGGGAGAUCGAGCCGCCGGCGUACGUGGACCAAUCGUCGGAGCCCCAACCGUGCCCUAAAUCUGAGAAAAAGCAAAUGGGGAGGAAAGCCGGCAGACCUUGGACCGAAGACGAGCACAGGCUGUUUCUGCUUGGACUGGAGAAUUAUGGGAAAGGGGACUGGAAGAGCAUAUCGCGAUAUGUCGUUCUCACGAGAAAUCCGACGCAAGUGGCCAGUCAUGCUCAGAAGCACUUCGAGCGUCAGGAGAGGGAGGAUCAAAGCAAGAAGAGACGAAGCAUUUUCGAUUCUUCCAUUUCUCAGGCGAAAACCAAGACCAAGACCUGAGUUUUAGGACAUGAAUAUUUGUAGAUAACAUACUCUCAGUAUCCAUUCCAUCUCUUCAUUUUGUUCACAGAUCAAGUUAUUCACAUCUGUUUAUUCUCUUCUCCCCUAAUGGAAGUUCAAACUUUGUGUCA
Salvia splendens (bonfire salvia) is the source of this 1095-nucleotide messenger RNA. RefSeq names its product transcription factor SRM1. The record is from RefSeq and is a predicted model, not a curated record. NCBI's taxonomy places the organism in Eukaryota, Viridiplantae, Streptophyta, Magnoliopsida, Lamiales, Lamiaceae. The coding region runs from base 422 to 964 and encodes 180 amino acids. Gene Ontology annotation, molecular function: DNA binding. The transcript has 2 exons.